GAUAGAUGUGUCCGGCAUAUAUAUGGUGAUGUUGUAAGUUCCAUUGCACACACAGCAGCGACGAGAAAAACUGUCCAUCCUUCGCUGUGAAACCCGUGCGUUCCGGUUAAUGUAUGCUCCAUUGUGCGACCAGAGUGUACGUAAGAGCGCGUCUCCCUGCUGAUCAUAGUCGGCUUGCCUUGAACGGCUCGCCUUGGAGUGGAGAGAGUUUGUGGAGCCGCGAAAUCGUUACAUGUAGAAAAGUGUCCACUUGUGCAUCGAUAUAACGACGUUUCGAAAAGAACAAGAAGCGCCUCCCGCCCAGCAUUGGCCACACAGAUGCGCUUUUAGCGGCGAACUAGUUUGCGUGUACAUGUGGUUGUGUGCCCUUGUUUGUAUACUUGGUACGUGAUUUAAUAGCCAGUCACAGGAUCUGGCGCGUUCUGCUCCGUAAAAAGAAUUCCUUGAAGGUCAACACAAGGAUUCCAGCCCAAAGCGUAUCUUGAGAAAGUUUAUGAAAUCUCUCGAACAUAAUCGAUAAGCUGUGUUGCUUGUAAACAAGGUUGCUACGAAUGGUUGCGUUGAGGAAACAAAGAAAGUGGUGAACCGAAGAUUGUAAGAAGCAAUAAGGGGUCUUUCUGUGUGUACGAACGGUGCACAGCCCGCAAAGUGCGUGAAGAAGAAGAGCAAGCCAAGCAACUCUCAAAGUGUGUGUGCUCCCUGCAGGUGUAUUUGUGUGAGUUAGCGUUGUGACGCAAACCCGAAAUACAGCGAUUUAUUGCCGUCCCGUGUCGUGUGUGCGGCGCGAGGUUUACGACUUCUAUCAGCCGAGUUUUGUGUUGUUUUCGUUGACCAAAGAGCGACGGCCAGAACUUUCCCGGACACCGUUUGUUGUCCCCGUGUGCGUUUAUUGACCCGGUCACAAACCUGAAACAUAUCCCCACCUUCCCAAUCGGCCAAUCCAGUGAGCGGAAACAGGAACGCAGCAUUAACCGCAGAGCUAACCGGUGGUAACCCGGCAAGGAAGAAACUGCGUAUUUCUCUCUGUACUUAAAUGUGCCCGCAAGCAGUAGCCUUUACCGACAGCAAACGCAUCAGCAGUAGCGGCAGCAUAAGCAGCACCAGCAGCGGCAACAACCACAUUUGCCGCCGCCAGCAGGUUGCGAGCACGAAAAUACUGAAGAAGAGACUCUGCAUACACCCAACCACCAUGUUCAGAAUCGCCUUGAAGAUCAAUAACGGACUGCUAAUAGAGAGAUCACCCAAGAUGGUCAAGUACUCGGGCCCCGCGAGCCGAAGCUGCUUUACGGUGAACCCGUUGCUGCACUAAGGUGCUGGAGUGCGUGGCCAUAAACUAUUUCUUGUUUCGUUCCACCACUCGCCGUUGAGCAUACAGAGUUCGAGGCACACUCUGCUAGUACAUAAGUAACUUUACGAAGGCAUCGUUUACCAUUGGUUGGGUUAAAAGAAACAGCAAGCUACGACAACAAGCGACAACAUAACAUCAUCAAAGAAGGCGCGCGUGUGCGUUUUUAUCGAUCGAAAAGAUAUUGUUCCCAAUUGAGAGGCCACGGCCAAGGUUUUCACGAACAAAUCCACAAACAAAUCAUACAAAUAUGAAGCUCCUGGAGAGUACCCGCUUUGAGGCGGUCAACAAUGCGCUGCACAUCCAGACCGGUGACAGCACGAUCUACGGCCGGAUCGAGUCGUACUCCUGUAAGAUGGCCGGCAACGACAAGGCGCUGUACAAGCGGUUCACAUCGGAGCAGGCCCCGACCGAUUUGCAGGCCCUGUCGCCUCCGCAAACCCUACAGGAUCUGUCCCCGCAGAUCCUCCGCAGCAGCCUGUCCGGCGACGAGGGCGUCACACUGUGCGACACCAUUUCGCGCAAGACGCUGUUCUAUCUGAUCGCGACUCUGAAUGCCGCUUUCGAGCCGGACUACGACUUUAGCGAUGCGAAGAGUCACGAGUUCAGCAAGGAACCGUCCCUCCAGUGGGUACUGAACUCGAUCGAGGGCAACCUGGCGCCGGUGGCUGGCGAGCAGUACAGCAAGAUCCGUCACGCCCUGUGGACAACGAUCGAGGACGAAAUUUCACUGAACGACUGUGACAUCUACAGCUACAAUCCGGACCUGAACUCGGACCCAUUCGGCGAACCUGGCUGCCUGUGGUCGUUCAAUUAUUUUUUCUAUAACAAAAAGCUGAAGCGCAUCGUUUUCUUCACGUGCCGUGCCAUCAACUCGGUGUACGCGGACUCUGGAUUUACGAGCGAUUUUGCUAUGGAGGAUGAAGAGUGCUACUAAAGGAUGACAACAGUUCCGCGAAGCAACGCAAUCUUCUUUAGGAACGGCCACGGAAUGACACCGGAAUCCCGAAUCCAGCAGCAGGACGACAGCAUGAUUAUGAGAUUGACACUGGAAAUCCGAAUGGCCGUUCCUUUGUUGGAUGCGGACUCACUUUCGGACGUUCGAAAAUCGACAGACGCACAUUGAACCGUUUAUCACUAUUUUUUUUAUUACUGCACAAUCGUACAGAACAACCAUCGCGAUCAAUCGCGAUUUCAUAAUCAGACUAAUUACGAUGGUAUGUUUUUUGCUCUUUAUGUGUUCUUUUAGUAAGGCUAAGGGAUUUGUUUUCGCCCCGAACAAAAGACCACAGUAAAAAGCGCGAUCGGUUCGGGUCGGCUUUUCGGUCUUAGGAUGACACAGACACAGAGACACAUCCGUUUGGUUUUGGUGUACUAAUUUUUUUCUUCAUUUCAUAUUACACAUUCAUGAAUACGUUUAACUAUUUAUCUUAAUCCAUUAACCACACGAAUUGGAUCCGUAUCCGUCAAGAAAGAGCGGAUUGACGAACAAUAUUUCUUCGAUCGAAGAAUCAGACGAAAUGCAGUUGUGAAGCUUGUGCGAUUUUAGUGUGCGCUAGCAAAGCAUUGUGUCGGGCCCGCACCACAUCAUGAGGCCAACACGACGCUACGCGCGCAAAGUACCGUAAAACCCAGGAAACCAACCAAGAACAAGACACCGCACCGUUACGCGAGGGCAGGUGAGAGCUGCGGCGUGAGAACUGGCGUAACGGUGAGUGCGCGAUGCUGGCAAUGCGUAGCCAACUGGAGAGCUUGGAAGAGUCUCGUAGUCUUAUUAAGUAGAGUAGAGAAACAAUGAUAGAUGUCGAUAAAACGCACGCGAAUGAUGGUUUAGUAGGAGUUGAGAGAAGGUUAGAGCUGAUAGCGAGAAUGGCACGCCUGCCAAAAAGGCCAGAGACAAAAGGCCAAACACACAGAGAUAUAGUGGCAGAGGGGACAACCAGGCAAAUAAAGCCGGUUAACAAGAGCACUAAAGCUUCGGCUUCAACUUAAUCCGCUUAGUACGUUAGGGAACAGGCUCUUCCAAGACUACGAACGGGCGGUGGCUUUCGAUCAAAAGCGAUGGCUGCCAAACGUCCCCGUGGUACCAGUUGGUGAAAUUGCCCCUGUUUCUGUUUGUCAGCGAUGCGUGCCAUUUUUGGCCCUUCAACACUCGUGGGCACGGCGGCGAGCACAUUAUGAGGAGCGACGCCUAAUAUCAACUGUUAACUGGUUGUGCGCCUCGCUGACAAGCAGCGGACAGUGACCUGGUACACUGAGAGAGAUAGGGCGGUUCCUGGAACAUUCCCGGGGCGGUUAUCCACGCAGCAAGCCAAACGCCAUUCUGGUUUGACCGGUAGGCCACUGUACGCGCCGCGCACCAUGAUGUACUAGAGUGCAGCGCAACGUGGCAACCGGUCGCGACUUUAACCGCCCACCACCCUGCGGUCCUGUGUCCGGUGGUGGGACCGCACGUGAGAACUAUUUCACUGACUGUACCCCCGUUUUGUGAUAUUAGGCAUGUAAGUUUUAUCUUUGAAGCGGCACCCCAUUCUCAAAUCCGCGAAACGAUUCAUCCGCAAACUUGAUCCCGUGGCCAGUUGACCGUGUUAUGCUUUUGCUACAUUCAUUUAAGAAGCACACACCUAAUGUAAACCCCCCUUUUUGGGUGCAUCAAACCCGAUGCGCCCCCUUUCGUAGUCGCGCAAAUUUGCUUCACAUGAAGGAACUGACAACGUUGAAGUCUUUCCGGAACGAUCGGAAGUGUUUUGGUGGUGUCCCGUGCGAGUUUAACCCAUUUCUUGCUGGUCGAAAUGAAGUUGGAAACAUAAUGAGGUGUGACAGCAACAAGGGGCCCACGGCGGUUCUUCUCCCAAAACGCCGCCGUCGGUCGCUUGCCCAAUCUUAUCUUUAACAACAACGUGAUGAGCAAAAGUCGUCGUGAUCUUCAUUAAAUGCUAAAGUACAAAUUACACGAAAUGUGAUAAGUAGCUUUAGAAAACAACAUACACACACGCAUACGCGCCGUCGUAGGGUGAUAUACCGACAGCAACACACCUCCUUAGGACUUGGCAUACGCUCUAGGGGACGGAUAACGAUCGUACGAUCGCCUUGCUAUGCUCGCGUGUCAAGAGAGAUUCUCAUGAUCUCACGAUGGAAACAAGAAUCACAACAACCCAGCAGAGUAGUAUGGCUGUGGGUUACCAUGGAGAACGCUGUACCCUAUUUCGAGACACAAACGGGUACGAAAUCACGAUUGGGACACACCUUUGUGUUUGUAAACAAAGUUGGAAAGGCGAACAAAGUCAACCAGAAAAUGGGACACCCCGAUGGAGCGGCUACUAGAUUCGCUAGGUCUCCGGCCGGAGGUGUCGACGAUUAAAGAACGCUUCUCGCCCUGUCAAUGACACCACCGCGCGCGCAUACUUUGAUCCGAUCGCACGAGAGUCACACUUCUGAAUUGAUUUGGCAUGUCAAUUCUCUUUCAUUCUCUUCUCUUCACCUGCUGCUGUUGUUUGGCAGGUCCGCAAUGGAAACAAGCAUUGGCAACGCAACAUUUAACAAAUGGGCAAACGCGGUGAAUCGUUUAAAACAAAUUAAAUAGCAUACAAGCAAACGUAGUAGCGGCGGUUAAAAGCGUAAUACUUGAAUGUAUUUAUCACGCGCAUGAAACGUGAUCAAAUUAUUAAACAUACAGCAAUUAAUCUUUGAACAGUUCGUUUAGCAGCACGCGCGCGAGGGACGCGCACUCUGAAUGUCCCCCCGUCGAGUAAGAAACGGUCCAGAUCGAACCGACCCUCAAAAAUGAGGGGCUUGCAAGUUUGGCAAACAAACAUGUGUUGCAUUACUUUAUCACUAUUUUAAAUUCUAGAAAAUGUGAAAUGAACUCUAAACUUUUAAGGGGCUCUAAGGGGAAGUAACAGUAAAAGGAAUGAAAAUGUAAAAAAAAAACAAUAAAAACUAAG
Anopheles cruzii is the source of this 5289-nucleotide messenger RNA. RefSeq names its product repressor of RNA polymerase III transcription MAF1 homolog (gene Maf1). The transcript has 3 exons. NCBI's taxonomy places the organism in Eukaryota, Metazoa, Arthropoda, Insecta, Diptera, Culicidae. Bases 1596 to 2282 code for a protein of 228 amino acids. The record is from RefSeq and is a predicted model, not a curated record. Gene Ontology annotation, cellular component: nucleus. Gene Ontology annotation, molecular function: RNA polymerase III core binding. Gene Ontology annotation, biological process: negative regulation of transcription by RNA polymerase III.